AUGUCUCACCAUUCAUCAACUGCCCUCACGCUCCGAUCAUCAAGAAAAUGUGGUAAAACUCAUUGUGAGAUUAAUUCAAUGGAUACUAUUCAACAGCUAUCAGAUUGGAAUAAUUCAGUUUUGAUUAAAACAUUGAAAAAACAUUUAACUAAUUUUUCUACUUUACCACCUCCUAAAAUUCUAUUUCCAUUGUUAUAUCCAAGCAAACCAAAAGAUGAAAAUGAUGAUGAUUAUUAUGAUGAUGAAGAAGAGGAAGAUGUUUCAGAUGGAUCUGAAUUUAAUCAUGUUUCUAAAGAGGAGGCAAGGAAAGUUAUUGAAAUGAUGUUUACAAAGGAUUUGGCCUAUAAUUCUGUUUUGAAAACUAGCUCAAAGGCAGCAAGUUUGGCAUCAAGUUUUAUUGAAAUAUUCGAAAGUUCAGAAGAAACUCCAAAUGAAACAAUUUAUUUUUCAAAUAGUGAGGUCAAUCCUACCCAUGGAAAACUCUACACAACUAGUAGUAAUUUAACAAAUGCAACUUUUGAUUCAGGAGUUUUAGCAAUGAAUUUGAAAUAUUUUGGUUUCAUUGUUAUUGAAGAUGAAGAUUAA
Messenger RNA from Naegleria gruberi, 585 nucleotides. RefSeq lists its product as uncharacterized. NCBI's taxonomy places the organism in Eukaryota, Heterolobosea, Eutetramitea, Acrasida, Naegleriidae. Bases 1 to 585 code for a protein of 194 amino acids. The record is from RefSeq and is a predicted model, not a curated record. The transcript has a single exon.